CCUCAAUAUUGACAGCGGAAACACGGAGAUGUAUCCGAGAGGCGGAGGUUCUCCGGCGGGGGCAGAGCUCGCCAUUUGUGCGGGGGAAUCGCGGAAGCACAGUCAGCGUAUUAUAUGUAGUCUAUUAGUACACCUCUCGCCGACUAUGGCAUAAGUAUAGACAAAACAAUUGUUUGGUGUAUUCUGGAGACAAGACGAAAUGGUCCAGGAUGACAACCAACCAUCGUCAGGCGGGGACUAUGACCUCUCCCGUCCCCUCGAAGCCACCUCAGGGCUUCGUCAGGGCUUGACCUCAUAUGGCGACGCGCAUUUUUCUCUUUUCCUUCGAAAGGUAUUUAUAAAAGCACUGGGGUACUCAGAUGAUGCUUUAUCACGGCCUAUAAUUGGUAUUAUCAACACAUAUUCUGGGUUCAAUCCUUGCCAUGCCAAUGUGCCUCAACUCAUCGAGGCCGCCAAGCGCGGCGUACAGCUCCAUGGAGGCCUGGCGGUGGAUUUCCCAACUAUCAGUGUUCAUGAGUCCUUUGCACAUCCGACUAGUAUGUUCCUGCGGAACUUGAUGAGUAUGGAUACGGAGGAGAUGAUUAAGGCGCAACCGUUGGAUGCGUGUAUUAUGAUUGGAGGCUGUGACAAGACUGUUCCCGCGCAGCUUAUGGGUGGUAUAUCAGCGAAUAAGCCAAUUCUGCCCCUGAUUACUGGGCCCAUGAUGCCUGGUAGUCACCGGGGCCAGCGAUUAGGCGCUUGUACGGAUUGUCGAAAUAACUGGGCAGCCUUCAGAGCCAACGAGAUAGAUAUCGAGGAGAUAUCAGCCAUAAAUGAGGAAUUAGCGCCAACUAUCGGAACAUGUGGCGUCAUGGGGACCGCCAGCACCAUAGCUUGCAUUACAGCUGGGCUGGGAAUGAUGCCUCUUCGGGGCGCUUCAGCACCAGCUGUCUCCUCUGGUCGGCUCAGAAUAGCGGAGGAGACAGGAGCAAAUGCCGUCUCGGUUGCAAAGGCGAAACGGACUCCUCAGGAUAUCCUCUCUAAGGAAUCUUUUCUCAACGCAAUAACAGUCCUGCAGGCUAUUGGUGGCUCGACAAAUGCUGUUGUGCAUUUAUUAGCCAUUGCAAACCGCCACCCGAAGUUACAGGGUGAGAUUACCUUGCAGACUUUCGACGAGAUUGGUCGUAAAACACCUCUCCUAGUUGAUCUCAAACCAAGCGGUGACAACUACAUGAACGAUUUCCAUAACGCGGGUGGUAUGCUUGCGCUUCUGCACCAGCUUCGUCCGCUUCUUCACCUAUCUGCCAUGACCAUCUCGGGUCAGACAUUGGGUGAAGUGCUUGACGCUUCCCCUUUCCGUUCUUUCCCAUAUUCCCAACAGCUGAUUCGACCACUUUCUGAUCCUCUGUAUCCUUCGUCCUCGCUGGUGGUUCUUUACGGUAAUAUCGCUCCUAACGGCGCCGUCAUGAAGGCCUCCGCUUCCAAAGAUCGUGCUCUACUAUCACAUUCCGGUCCUGCUGUUGUAUUCAAGAACUCUGCUGAUCUAGCCGCGCGCAUCGAUGAUCCCGAUCUUCCUGUGAACAAAGACUCUGUCCUAGUCCUUCAAGGAAUCGGACCCAUCGGCAACCCAGGCAUGCCAGAAGCAGGUCUGAUCCCAAUACCGCGCAAAUUGGGAGCGAGUGGAGUGAAAGACAUGCUCCGUUUAUCGGAUGGACGCAUGUCCGGAACCGCAGGGGGCACGAUCGUGCUACAUAUUUCUCCAGAGUCAGCACUCCCAGACUCACCGUUUGGUGUUGUCCAGACCGGUGAUAUCAUUACUUGUAAUGUGGAGAAGAGGCUACUGCAUUUGGACAUCUCUGAUGAUGAACUGAAGGCGAGAAUUGAAGAGAGGAAGCGGUCCAUUUCUAGCAGUGGGGUAUUGUCGGAGAGGAGUCGGAAGAGAGGAUACCGCGGAUUAUACGAGAGAAGUGUGAACCAGGCCGAAGAAGGUGUUGAUUUCGAUUUCUUGACGGCUGCUGGGCCAGGCGGUCAAUAGAUAACUACAAUGCGGGUUGUAUAAUGAGUUCAGAUCGUCCCAACGGUUAAUAUCAUUUACCGAUAAAAAAGAAUAAGAACAAGAAA
Molecule: messenger RNA, 2100 nt
Organism: Paecilomyces variotii
Lineage: Eukaryota; Fungi; Ascomycota; Eurotiomycetes; Eurotiales; Thermoascaceae
Product: putative dihydroxy-acid dehydratase
Exons: 3
Coding region: 200-2014 (604 amino acids)
Molecular function (GO): hydro-lyase activity
Source: RefSeq, a predicted model, not a curated record